CGUCAGUGGAGCCGUUGAGUCAGUCAGCUGAGGGAGGAACUCAACAGAAAGUGAACCAGGAAACCGAGGCAGCUAAACGGAUCCGCCGCCCCGGUGUGACGGCGGUGUUAAAGAUAGGAAUCACAUUGUACAACAGUACAAGACUAGUAUUUUGAUAUUUAGGUUUAAACAAAGCAGCAACAUGGCUUCCCUUUUCAAGAAGAAGACCGUGGACGACGUAAUCAAGGAGCAGUCUAAGGAGCUGCGCGGCACCCAGAGACAGAUCACCAGGGACCGAUCAGCGCUGGAGAAACAAGAGAAACAAAUGGAGGCUGAAAUCAGGAAAAUGGCAAAGAGUGGAAACAAGGAGGCGUGUAAGAUCCUGGCCAAGCAGCUGGUGCAGCUGAGGAAGCAGAAGAACCGCACGUACGCCGUCAGCUCCAAGGUCACCUCCAUGUCCACGCAGACCAAGGUCAUGAACUCACAAAUGAAGAUGGCCGGCGCCAUGGCCUCCACAGCCAAGACAAUGCAAGCAGUGAACAAGAAGAUGGAUCCACAGAAGACCCUGAAGACCAUGCAAGACUUCCAGAAGGAGAACAUGAAGAUGGACAUGACUGAAGACAUGAUCAACGACACUUUGGACGAGAUCUUUGAUGAUUCUGGGGAUGAAGAGGAGUCUCAGGAUAUUGUCAACCAGGUUCUGGACGAGAUCGGCAUCGAGAUCUCAGGAAAGAUGGUGAGAGCUCCAGCUGCAGGAAAGAGCCUCCCGAGCGCCGCCUCCUCCAAACAGGCCACUAUCUCCGACGACGAGAUCGAGAGACAGCUCCGAGCUCUGGGAGUGGACUAAUCGUCUUCUCUGUGUUAAUGUUCGCACUAUAGGCCUGUGCCACAUUAAUACUGAGUGAUACGGACUCUUUUAGACACAUUGGAUUUGUCAUUGUUGAAAUGCUACAGGUGUAAGAAAGGGUGCUCACCAACACACAUUUUAAAGGGACAGUUCUCCACUCAAAUACAUUUUUUAAAUCUUAACUGAAGUGCUUUAUCAAUUUAGAUUUGAUUGUUAUCGGCCGUAGAAAUGUCUGCCUUCUUUCGAGUAAAACAGAGCUAAAUGUGGCUUGUGAAAGGUAACCCACAGACCUUUUUGUGAACAGUUUACGUAGGAACUACUUCCUUUAUACUGUAUCGCCAAGCCAAGGAACAUUGUGUUCUCCUCGGCUGAUAACAUGAGCUACCUCAGGUUAGCCUAACAGACUAGAUUGAUAAAUAAAUAGCACUAAAGGCAAGAGAAAAACAUGUAUUUUAAAUUAUGAACUGUCCCUUUAAGACAUUCAAAGACAAACAUGUAUAUUAUUAACCUACACAUAUUCACACUUUCUACGGCAGGUCGCCUUAAGGCACAACAUCUGAUCUAUUUAUGCGAAAAUAAUAUUUAUUAUGACACUGGAAGGUGUACCAAUAAUACAUGUAUGACUUAAAGAGCUUUCAUCCACCCACGCUGUUUACCUCCCAUCUCUGUCUUUAAAAGGGCUACAGUGUCUGAGACCGUGGAACUGGCUCGACCCAUCUGCUGUUUUGGUCUUUGGUCAUAUUAUCAGCUUUUAUGCGGCUGGAGAUGAAUGCAAGUUUUAAUGAGUAAUACCUGGUAAUUAAAAAAAAAUAGCUUACGGGUUGUCGGUAACCAGAUGGAACUUAUAUUGUUCCUUUUUAAAGCAUUUAAACGAUUCCCUUCCUCUGAGGCAGACUAUCCUCCUCUCCAUGUUUGUCAUUGUUAUGUGGGUGAUAUAUCCUGGGGGUGUCAGAAAUGAGACACGGUUACUUUACCACGCAGGAGAAAAAGCGACGACCGGUCACUGUCUCCAUACAAAUGUAGCAACUAGCUUAUUAACCAUCAUGUUUUAAAACCCUUAGGUACGCUACUGUAGUUACUGGAGAUGAUGUAACUCGUAUGCAUGUCAAAUGUAUAACAGAUUAGGGUAAGGCCUUCACUUUACUUCAACAUAAUGCAUGAGGCGGUGAGAUGGGUUAAUCCGAGGGCGAGCAUUUAAUUAGCACCACUGAAGAAGAAAUGCUGUAGAGAUUGUGUGUGAAAACGUAAUCAAACACAAUAUAGGACUAAUGGGAGACUGGCUUAUUGAGUUUUUUUUAAUUGGUUGAUGCUUUUGGGUAAUCAUAUUAGUUUUUCUUUUGUAAUUCUUGGUUGAUCUGGUUGUGUAUCUUAUAAUGGACAUGGGGUUUAAACAGUGAUUGUUGGACGCUCUGGUCCGCAGUCGCUCUUCUCUUUCAGCUGCUGUGCAGUUACUCAUAUGUUAUUUCUAGCUGUCUCGCUCACACACUACAGCAACAAAAUGAUGGAAGUGUUUGCUCAAAUUAAACUGUGAUCCAGGAGAUGUUUUCUCUUCUGGCCCUACUCUAAAACAAAUAAAGUUGGCCAGCUUCAUGAGGGUGGCACGGACAUCAGGUUUUUGUCUUUCUCAUUCUCUGGCCUCUUUGUUCCUCUUUGCCAAAACAAAUUCUAAAUAGUUUUCAUUCCUGCAUGCAUCUGACAUGUACAAAUCACAAUUCAUCUUGUAUAUCAUACUUUCCUCUAACUUUUUAACAGUCCAUUGUGAGCGGAAACAAAGUCUUAGCAGAUUUCGACAAUGUUUCAGUGCAGUUCCAUGCUUAGGAAAUGUCCACACUUUUUGAACAAAUGUGUGUAUGUAUACUCUUCUGAAUUUGUUUUAGUCAUUGUAAAGUGACUCUGUAAAGGGUGUAUGGCUUUUAUAAUGAAUAAAGUUUCUUCAGGUACAGGUUG
Messenger RNA from Trematomus bernacchii (emerald rockcod), 2773 nucleotides. It is a transcript of the gene chmp2ba, whose product is annotated as charged multivesicular body protein 2Ba. The coding region runs from base 182 to 826 and encodes 214 amino acids. Gene Ontology annotation, cellular component: ESCRT III complex; multivesicular body. The record is from RefSeq and is a predicted model, not a curated record. The transcript is spliced from 6 exons. Gene Ontology annotation, biological process: protein transport; late endosome to vacuole transport; endosome transport via multivesicular body sorting pathway. Lineage: Eukaryota; Metazoa; Chordata; Actinopteri; Perciformes; Nototheniidae.